Messenger RNA from Eurypyga helias (sunbittern), 2551 nucleotides. It is a transcript of the gene GAK, whose product is annotated as cyclin G associated kinase. The record is from RefSeq and is a predicted model, not a curated record. Gene Ontology annotation, biological process: dephosphorylation; protein phosphorylation. The transcript has 17 exons. Gene Ontology annotation, cellular component: cytosol. The annotation marks the transcript as partial. Lineage: Eukaryota; Metazoa; Chordata; Aves; Eurypygiformes; Eurypygidae. Gene Ontology annotation, molecular function: phosphatidylinositol-3,4,5-trisphosphate 3-phosphatase activity; protein kinase activity; ATP binding.
UAUUUCUUUUUGAAGGUGGAAAACUUGCUUAUUAGUAACCAAGGGACGAUUAAACUUUGUGACUUCGGUAGUGCUACAACUAUAGCUUACUAUCCUGACUACAACUGGUCUGCACAAAAGAGAGCACUGGUUGAGGAAGAGAUCACAAGGAAUACAACACCGAUGUAUAGGACACCAGAAAUGAUAGACUUGUAUUCAAAUUUUCCAAUUGGUGAAAAACAGGACAUUUGGGCUCUUGGCUGUAUCCUGUACUUGCUGUGCUUUAGGCAACAUCCAUUUGAAGAUGGAGCUAAACUUCGCAUAGUCAAUGGGAAAUACGUUAUCCCACAAAAUGACACCCGCUAUUCUGUGUUUAAUGAUCUCAUUCGCUCCACUCUGAAGGUGAACCCAGAGGAGAGAUUGUCAAUCACUGAACUUGUAAAUCAACUGCAGGAGAUUGCAGCAGCUAGGAAUGUGAAUCCCAAAUCCCCCAUCACAGAGCUCCUGGAACAAAAUGGAGGCUAUGGAAACAAUGCUCAGCCUCGGGCAUCUGUGACCUCUGUUGCACAGAGCUCUAAGCCUGCAGGACAGCUCAACAAUAUGUAUAAUGCAGGCCUGACCGUUGCAGAAUGUGACCAGACUUAUGGAGGGUUCUUUGAUAUACUGAGGGGUGGAACAGAGCGAUUUUUCACUAAUAUUAAGGAUACAUCUUCCAAAGUUAUCCAGUCUGUGGCCAAUUAUGCAAAAGGAGACUUGGAUAUAUCAUACAUCACUUCCAGAAUUGCUGUGAUGUCCUUUCCAGCUGAGGGUGUAGAAUCUGCCAUCAAAAAUAACAUAGAAGAUGUGCGGUUAUGUCUGGACUCUAAACAUCCUGGUCACUAUGCUGUGUACAAUCUCUCUCCAAGAACAUACAGGCCUUCAAGGUUUCAUAAUAGGGUUUCUGAAUGUGGCUGGCCAGCAAGACGAGCACCAAAUCUUCAGAAUCUUUAUAGCAUAUGCAAGAACAUGCAUUUAUGGCUGAAACAAGACCAGAAAAACGUUUGCAUUGUGCACUGCCUUGAUGGAAGAGCAGCAUCUGCUGUUGUAGUUUGUUCUUUUUUGUGUUUCUGUCGUCUCUUCAGUACUGCUGAAGCUGCAGUUUAUAUGUUCAGUAUGAAGCGCUGUCCUCCUGGCAUUUGGCCCUCUCAUAAAAGAUACAUUGAAUACAUGUGUGACAUGAUGGCUGAAGAACCCAUUAUUCCUCACAGCAAGCCCAUCCUUGUCAGAUCAAUCAUCAUGACUCCAGUUCCUCUUUUCAGUAAGCAGCGUAAUGGCUGCAGGCCUUUUUGUGAAGUUUAUUUGGGAGAUGAGAGAGUAACCACUACCUCUCAGGAAUAUGACAAAAUGAAGGAGUUUAAAAUUGAAGAUGGGAAAGCAGUAAUUCCACUAGGUAUAACAGUCCAGGGGGAUGUUCUCAUUGUGAUCUAUCAUGCCAGGUCAACACUAGGAGGCCGACUGCAAGCAAAGAUGGCUUCAAUGAAGAUGUUUCAGAUUCAGUUCCACACAGGCUUUGUGCCCCGAAAUGCUACCACAGUGAAAUUUGCCAAGUAUGAUCUGGAUGCCUGUGACAUACAAGAAAAAUAUCCUGAUUUAUUUCAAGUCAAUCUGGAGGUAGAAGUGGAGCCCAGAGAUAGACCUAGCUGUGAGCAGCCACCAUGGGAUAACAUGAAUAUAAAGGGACUGAAUCCAAAGAUCCUUUUCUCCACCCGAGAGGAACAACAGGAGAUUUUAUCAAAAUUUGGAAAACCAGAGUUGCCUAGACAACCAGGUUCAACUGCACAAUAUGAAGCAGAAGCAUCCCGGCUGGAGCAGUCUUCAGAGAGUGUACCAACUGAUACAGAAUCCCCACACAGCAGUAGUACUGAUGCAAAUAACUUCUUUCAUUCUCUGGACUGGAAAGAAGGAAAAAGUCCGGAGAGUGGAAUAGAGGACAGUUCAUCUAAAAAUGAUCGUGUUCAACUAUCUGAUGACAGGGAGGACAGUGAUCCUUCAGAUGAGGAAUUACCUGCAUUUCCAGAUGAAGGAAGUGCAGUGAUUGUUGAUGAAAAAGGGUCAGUUGUUUCAGAGGGAGAGUUGCUUUUUGAAGCUCCAUCUGCACCGUUACAAAAAUCUCUUCCUGAAGAGAAUGUAGACUUACUGGGACUGGAGUCUGAUAUUUCACUGGAACAGAAACAACCUGUCUCAGAAAUAAACUCUUCAUCAAGUAAUGCAGACUUGUUGAACAAUCUGUUUGUGGGUGAUGCAUCACAGACUUCAGAGGAGCCCACUGGAGAUCUUCUUGGACAAGGAACAGAUUUCUUUUUCAGCAGUCAUAGUCCUGCUGCUACUCAGGGUAUGUCUUCAGCAGCAGCCACAUCUUCAGCUGAUCCUUUUGACCCAUUCACAAUGUCAUCAAGUUCAGAGAAUCAAGCUCUGUCUGGUGCAGACCUCUUUGGGAACUUUCUUAAUCCAGGCUCAGCAUCUACAGAAAGCACAGGUCCUUCCACACACCGUUCACUUCCGCCUUCUUCCAGCUCAGAUUUCUUAAAUUUAG